Phalaenopsis equestris is the source of this 2816-nucleotide messenger RNA. Its product is annotated as probably inactive leucine-rich repeat receptor-like protein kinase IMK2. The record is from RefSeq and is a predicted model, not a curated record. Gene Ontology annotation, biological process: protein phosphorylation. Gene Ontology annotation, molecular function: protein binding; ATP binding; protein kinase activity. Lineage: Eukaryota; Viridiplantae; Streptophyta; Magnoliopsida; Asparagales; Orchidaceae.
CAAACACCAUCGCUCCCGCUCUCAACAGAACUGGCUCACUAGCCGUUACCUCUCUCCUUAAAGAUAAUAUAACCUUCUCUGCCGUCUCUUUCAACUCCAAAAUCCCUCCCCUUUCUCUUACACCCUCUAUUUUUCUAGCCAAAACGCACUCUUUUCAGUUCAAAUCGUUUGAUCUGGAAUGGAAGCACCACCAUUUUUUGUUCUCGACAACACGAAGGAAUACUGGAGGAAGAAAAAUCAUUUCUUGUUUCACUCUCUCUGCUGUCUUCUCUUCUCCGCCAUGGUAGCAGCCGCGAGCUCGUUGGACGGAACCCUAAUCGCCGAGGAAGACUACCAGGGACUGCAGGCCUUCAAGCACGCUCUCAUUGACCCUAGAGGCUUCCUCCGAAGCUGGAACGAUACCGGCCUUGGAGCUUGCUCCGGCGCCUGGCUCGGGAUCAAAUGCGUUAAGGGGAAAGUGAUUGCCAUUCAACUUCCAUGGAGGGGGCUCGGCGGCCACAUUUCAGAGAAGAUAGGCCAGCUCACUUCAUUGCGCAAGCUUAGCUUACAUAACAACUUGAUCGGCGGCCGGAUCCCCUCAGCCGUCGGCUUCCUUUUAGAUCUUCGAGGCCUUGUUCUGUUCAACAACCGCUUCUCCGGCGAGGUUCCGCCGACAGUUGGUAAAUGCCUAAAACUUCAUUCUAUAGAUCUUAGUAAUAACUCGCUCUCUGGUGACAUUCCAGCUUCGAUUUCAAAUUCUUCUAAGCUUUAUAGGCUUAAUCUGAGCUAUAACAAUUUCUCCGGUGAGAUUCCAGCUGGUAUUGCUAAGUCUCUUGCUCUAACUUUUCUGUCUGUACGACACAAUGCCCUCUCUGGUCCAAUUCCUGAUGCCACAGCAUAUAACCUACAAUACUUGAAUCUUGAUGAAAACUACUUUUCCGGAUCCAUUCCUGCGAUUCCUGCUUCCUUGGGGCAACUGAGAUUGUUGAGAGAGAUCACUCUCAAUAACAAUCAGCUCAAUGGUAGCAUACCUGAAGAAAUCGGCUCGCUUUUGAUGCUUGAAACUUUGGAUAUCUCGCAAAACACCAUUGGAGGAAAUUUUCCGGCUUCACUCUGCAAUCUUUCCUCGCUGAUAAGGCUAAACCUUGCGGGUAAUUUCCUUAAGGGAAGGCUUCCAGACUCCUUUGAUAAACUAGGGAAUCUGUCCAUUCUCUCUCUUAAAAUGAAUCAUCUCAAUGGACAUCUUCCUUCAACAAUAGCGAACUUAUCAAACCUCACGCAGCUCGAUUUAUCAAAUAAUAACUUCAUUGGUCAUAUCCCUGCAUCUCUUUCCCAACUCUCAAAGCUCAAAUUUCUUAAUGUAUCUGAUAAUAACCUUUCAGGUAGAGUCCCAGCUCUGCUCUCUGAAAGGUUCAAUUAUAGUUCUUUCAUAGGAAACAUUCAGCUAUGUGGCUAUAGCUCUUCAACUCCUUGCCCACUUAACCCAUCUCUUCCACCAUCUUCUUCCCCGGAGUCCCAUCGCCGGAGAUUAAAUACAAGAGAUAUAAUUCUAAUUGUCGCAGGGAUUGCUAUUGCGUUUCUUCUCCUCCUCUGCUGUGUUCUGUUUUGCUUUUUGAUCAGGAAAAGAGCCAACUUUGGUAAACAGAGCAAGUCGAUGGAAGGAGCAGAGAAGGCUGGACCACCGGCGGCUGCUGAGUUGGAUACCGGUGGAGAUUCCGGCGGAAAGCUGGUGCACUUUGACGGGCCAUUUGUUUUCACCGCCGAUGAUCUUCUAUGCGCUACAGCGGAGAUUAUGGGGAAGAGUACUUAUGGAACUGUUUAUAAGGCGACUUUAGAAGAUGGAAAUCUUGUGGCAGUGAAAAGGCUGAGAGAGAAGAUUGCAAAGAGCCAGAAAGAGUUUGAAGCAGAGGUGAAUGUUCUAGGAAAGAUUAGGCAUUCGAAUCUAUUGGCGCUGAGAGCUUACUAUUUGGGACCCAAAGGAGAGAAGCUUCUGGUUUUCGACUUCAUGCCAAAUGGGAGCCUUGCUGCCUUUCUUCAUGCAAGAGGUCCGGACACUCCUAUAAACUGGCCGACGAGGAUGAGCAUCGCCAUGGGAACAGCGAGAGGCCUAAACCACCUUCACAACAACAUAAACAUCAUACAUGGCAACCUCACCAGCUCCAACGUUCUCUUAGACGACGACCACGACGUUAAGAUCGCCGACUAUGGCCUCGCAAGGCUGAUGACCGCCGCUGCUAAUUCCAACGUCAUCGCCACCGCCGGCGCUCUGGGCUACCGGGCUCCGGAGCUUUCCAAGCUGAAGAAGGCCAGCACUAAGACUGAUGUUUAUAGUCUAGGGGUUAUUAUGCUUGAGCUACUCACUGGAAAGUCGCCGGGAUAUGCGAUGAAUGGGGUGGAUUUGCCGCAGUGGGUGGCGUCGAUUGUGAACGAGGAGUGGACGAAUGAGGUGUUUGAUUUGGAGCUUAUGAGGGAUGCAUCUGGGAAUGCAGGGGAUGAGUUGCUGAAUACAUUGAAACUGGCGUUGCAUUGUGUGGAUCCCUCGCCGACGGCAAGGCCGGAGGUCCGUGAGGUGCUCCGGCAGCUGGAGGAGAUCAAGCCAGAUCUUGCCAUGGCGGGGAUGACAGGGGAUGAAGGUGGAGGGGAAGCCGGCGGUGCUGGGUGAUUAGUGUUUUGCUAAGAGAUUUAGUAAACUAAUUAAUGUUGUUUUUUUUAUUAACUCUUUAAUUCUUAGAUGAUUUUGGUUAAUUCCUCAUGAAUCUGUGUAAAUAUUGUUGUUGAUAAGCUGCUUAUUUGGAAGGAUAUAUGUAUUUAUAAUGACGAGGCUAGGAUAUUACAUU